Molecule: messenger RNA, 1339 nt
Organism: Eubalaena glacialis (North Atlantic right whale)
Lineage: Eukaryota; Metazoa; Chordata; Mammalia; Artiodactyla; Balaenidae
Exons: 2
Coding region: 284-1339 (351 amino acids)
Source: RefSeq, a predicted model, not a curated record
UGCUGCUGUGAAGGGCCUCAGUCUCCUGAAGGGAUAUGACAGAUCGAGUUUUCUCAGCAAAGAUUCCUCGAACUUGGGAGCCCACGACCAGGCUGGAUAGUUACUAACCAGGACAGUCCGUUUUCCCGCCUUUUCUGCGCCCAGCAGCAGUCUUCCCUUACCCCUCCCAACCUCUACCCUGCACGCAGGCGCAGAUCACGGCUUCUUAUUUCCUUCCACCCGCGCCCCCUCAAAGCUUCCCCUAGCAACAAGCUCGGGCUCCGCGCUAAGGCGGGGCGAGCGCAUGCGCUGCAGCCCUUUCCACCGCCAGUUGUCGGACAGCGCGCUGGGCUCCUCCUCCAAGACUAGCCCUGCUCCCCACCUCCUCCCACCCAGGGUCCGCGUGGCGGGGCGCGCGCGCACUCUGGCUGGGUUUCUGCCCAGCUCUCUGGCCGCAUCCUUAAGGAGAGAGGGGCGGGGCUGUUUCCUUUGGGGCCCCGCCCCCUUGGCCCGGUGUCCAUACCGCGCCUGCGCGCUCCCGCCCGGUCUCCAUCUUGGAAUUGGGAGGAAGAGGGAGAGGGAGACUGGGACGAGACCGGGGCUGUGGUGCGGAGAGGCUGAGACUGAGAAGAGGAGAGGGGGAGAGGGCACGGGGACCGCCCUUAGCUACAAUCUUUCAGCUGUUCUCGGGAAAGAGAAGGGGAAAGGGAGGGGACCGGGGCGGGAGUGGGGGCUGUCACCCUCGGACCCCGGCGUGAGAGGGGCCGUGCGGUCGGACGUCCUCGGGGUAGGCCCCCUGUCGGUGGCCGAAGACCUGGGGCUCAGUCCCCUCGGUCCCGAAUUUCCGGGCCUGACCCCACGCUUCUCAAAUAUCCGGGUCUCAGCCCCUGAGAUUCCAGAUAUCCGGGACUCGGGUCCCAACCUCUCUAAACCUGGGGCUCUGUUUCACAGGAUUUCAAAUAUCUGGGGUUCAGGACCCUGCGUGCACCAGUAUCCGGGGUUCAUUCCCCACGAGUUCAAAUAUCAGAUUCGGCCUCCCCCUGUUCAAAUACCUGGAGUUCAGACCCCACAAUCAGAAAUCCGGGAUUCAGCAACUGUCGCCCUCGAGGAGGAGGAGGACUGGACCGCGAGGUCAGAUCAGGUUGUCACCCCCUCCCCUCCAGGGGAGGCUUCCCGGGCCCGCCCCUCAGGAAGGGCGAAAGCCGAGGAAGAGGUGGCAAGGGGAAAGGUCUCCUUGCCCCUCUCCCUGCUUGGCAGAGCCGCUGGAGGACCCCAGGAGGAGGCGGAGGCGCUGGGGCACCAUAGUGACCCCUACCAGGAUGGGGAAGCCCAGCUGGGCCAGUGGUCAGCCUCUGGCUAG